AUGUUAGGGUAUUACCAACGGGUUGCCACAAUAAGCACCUGCCGUAUUGCUUUUACUGCCGAAACCCCGUAUUGCGCGUGGGAUGCCAAUGUAGCGGGGACGUUGGAUCAUGCCAGUUUGGUGGCCCCAAGCCGUGUGUGCAUCCAGUGUGCCCCCUUGGCACUGACUACGGCAAGUAGUACGCGGUACCAUGUGGAUACUUGGUGCCAUGAUGGGCCGCUUGACUGGUGCAUAUCUGCUUCUGCGCGGUGUUGA
Messenger RNA from Bipolaris zeicola 26-R-13, 255 nucleotides. RefSeq lists its product as uncharacterized. The coding region runs from base 1 to 255 and encodes 84 amino acids. The transcript has a single exon. NCBI's taxonomy places the organism in Eukaryota, Fungi, Ascomycota, Dothideomycetes, Pleosporales, Pleosporaceae. The record is from RefSeq and is a predicted model, not a curated record.